UGUGCUAUUACCAGUGCGUUUCAUUUACAUUUUUGACCAUUGUGAAAGCAGUGUUCUGCCUUAUUCCUGGUUUACGCCCUCCCUGUACCCCCAGUCGUUGUUUCUUUGCAACUUCUUAGUUAUAAACUAACCUCGUCAGUUGGCGUUAAAUCAUAAAUACUGUUUACAUUAUUUGGCACGUGGUGAGGCUGAUGUUGUGAAGACAGCUGACAGUCUGUCAGUGUCACGUGGGGAAGUUAAGGCGGAAGACUGAAGUUGACAGACCCCGCUGAAAAUGUCAAAAGUACAGACAGGUUACCCCUGGAAAACGAAAAGUGAUUACUCUAUGUGCUCGCCAUGUUAGUCAUUGGCUGACCCUCUCUGAGACACAAUGGCCGAGAUAGAAAUGGAGCUGCAGUCAGGCACCUCUUCUCUUGAAGAUGCAGUGUCUGGCAGAGGACAACAGACUGUGUUUAAUGAAGAUGACAUGCUCUACUACAUCCCUGAGAGGAGACAGUCUCUGGACCUGGGACAGAGCGCAAUGGAUACCAGCAACUGGCCUUAUAUGGACCAAGCCCUGUCUCCAGCUCUGAGCUACGUGUCACUGGCAACUGGAGAGCGCUCAGUUGAAAUGGAUGACGAAGAUGGAUCAGACACGAGGGUCCACCUGGAGAGAACAGACUCAUUCUCUAGCUGCUACUCUUUGGACAGUGACGACUGUGAGAAGAGAAUCCCCAGGGUUAAAAGCAAAGGUGAUACGGUCUCAGAGCUUUCUGACACACCGGAGUUAAUCACCACCCCUAAUGAGAUUAAGCAUCCUUCUCUAACAGUGGCAUUCACUUUCAAGGCUAUCAGUAAUACCCUUGGGAAGCUGUCAGAGGGAGAUGUUAAGAGAUUCAAGACGAUGCUGUGGAAACGUUACUCACAAUCAUUCAACACGCCGCCCCAAGGCAUGGACAUGGUGGACCUUGUGGACCGGUUGCUCGAGUGCUACGACCUUGAAGUAUCUUUGCAGAUCACCAAAACCCUUCUUGGGGAGAUGGGGAAAAACAAGAUAGUUGACUACCUCCAGACUUUGUGUAUCAGAAAUGAGGUAUGCUAUGAAUUACGUGAGACUCUGAAGAGGACAUACGGUGAAGUAUGUGAUGAUACUGCCAUGCAGCAAGAGAAGAGGCCCUUUGACGAUAUCUUUACUAAUCUGCACAUAACCUCAACAUGUGGUAAUGGCCCAAAUAUUGAGCAUGAGGUCAUGAGGAUAGAAAAACUGGACAGUAACCGGGAUGCAGGGGAACUUCUUUCUACCAAGGAUAUUUUCAGCGCUGAAAAGCUGGAGUGCUCCAACGUAAGGCUCAUAUUGAUCACCGGAGUGGCAGGGUCAGGGAAGUCUAUGGCGAUCAGAAGGUUAAUCCUCGACUGGGUUGAAGAGCGGUCCCACCAACACAUCUCUUUUUUGUUUCCUCUGCCGUUCAGAGAACUCAAACAGUUUGAGGGUUCCACGGUCUCCCUGUUGGAAAUCAUACAAAAAUUCUACCCAGAGACAAAAAAACUGAAGGAUGAGCAUUAUAGAUCCGAAGACUGCAAAAUAAUGUUUGUCUUUGACGGUCUGGACGAGUACGGUGGGAAGCUUGACUUUGAAAACACUGAGCUUCUCGGUGACCACACAGAUUCCACCACCCUGAAUGUCAUCGUGGUGAACCUCCUCAGAGGGAGGCUGCUCUACCGCGGCCUAUUCCUGGUCACUUCUCGGCCGCAGGUGAAGCGCUGCAUUCCUUGGGAUACAUAUUACGAGGAGAUUGAAAUCCGGGGAUUCUGUGACCCCAACAAAGAUGAGUACUUUAAGAGGAGAUUUACAGACCCAGCUAAAGCAGACCAAGUUAUCGCGUACAUCAGAUCUUUCAAAACCCUCUCUAUCAUGUGCCACCUGCCCUUGUUCUGUUCCCUGGUCGCUGAUGAAUGCCAUCAGAUAUUUAGGGAACACGGGACACAGGCAGAGCUGCCCAGGAGCAUCACUUACUUGUACACUAAGCUGGUGUUAGCGCUCGCACGGCAGCACCGCACAUUUAGAGAUCCAGAUCAUAGCCCGGAUAACGAGAGAGACUUCCUUAUGAAACUUGGAAAGUUGGCCCUCAACAUGUUGGAACAAGGCCAGUUUAAGAUUACCAGGUCCGACUGGAAAGGGACCGGAAUCAGCAGCGAGGAGGCAGUGAUGAACACUGGCCUGUGCACACAAUACGUCACAAAGCCAUUUGUCUUGUUUCAUGAGUACGUCUUGAGCUUCAUCCACCCCACCAUGCAGGAGUACCUGGCUGCCCUUUAUGUGUUUCUUUCCUUUGUAAACCAGGGGAAGAACAUUUUUGAGCAGCCUCUGAAGGACAAGUUCAAGGGGAUGUUCAAGGGAUACAAAGCCAUGGAGCUGUACAAGAGUGCAGUGAACAAAAGCCUGCUCUGUGAUGAUGGCAAACUGGACAUUUUCCUGCGUUUCCUGUUUGGAAUGGCACUGAAGCCCAGCCUGGAACUCCUCCAGCCAUUCUGCACCUCUUCUGUAAAGUGGUCAACAGAGGUGGAAGAUGCCGCUGCCCUCAUCAGGAAGAAGAUCAGAGAAAAUCAGCAUCCUGGCAGGAACGAGAACUUGCAACGCUGCUUGGAGGAGCUGGGUGUGUUAGCAACAGAGGCAGCAUCCUCUUGAUGUGACUCCUUUAAAACACUGAUAACUGCAAAGAAUUGUUUCACUACAAAACAAAUGCUCGUGGCUUCCACUGCCACUGCAGCCAGAGGAAAACUGGGCAAGACAUGUCUGAUGGAGAGCCUGUCCUGAUGGAGACUCAGCCAACAUAUGCACUAAUGGAGCCUUAGACUAUUUAGUAGACAAACUUAAUCACUUCUUUAGUUCCACUUGCACUGAUGUACCAAAGAUAUGGAAUCUUUGAAGGACAUAAGGAUGGUGUGAUUUUAUGUGUGUUGUAUCUUUUCCUGUUUACAUCCUGUUGUACAUUAUAUGCAGUCCAAGAUGUUCUAUGUACAUAAUUAUUGCUUAAUUAAAGCCAGUCAGUCUAGUGUUGUGCUAAAUAUGACUUAUUCUAAUUCCUUCAGAUUGCUUUUUAACUUCACUACUAACAGUGUCGUGAGGAAUAUGAUUGCUGUCUGAGCCCAAGUGUAACUGGUAAAUCAUUGUUGGCAAAUAUAAGAAAACAGAAUUAUUCUGCUCUUUUUUAAGUUUUGCUGAUCAGUUGCCGUUGGCUGAGUGUUCUGUGUUUACUGCCAUAUUUUGGUAAAUAAGGCAGUAAACACAGAAGAGCGGUAGUUCUGUAACUGUUUAUCCUACACAGCUACAAAGCACCUGUGCUCUAAUCCGUGCCACAGUGUUGGUCUCAGUGCAUGUGAAAGUACUGACAGCAAUGCCCAUAGAACAGAA
Molecule: messenger RNA, 3391 nt
Organism: Toxotes jaculatrix (banded archerfish)
Lineage: Eukaryota; Metazoa; Chordata; Actinopteri; Toxotidae
Gene: nlrc3l1
Product: NLR family, CARD domain containing 3-like 1
Exons: 7
Coding region: 371-2665 (764 amino acids)
Source: RefSeq, a predicted model, not a curated record